This is a messenger RNA of Acanthosepion pharaonis, 975 nucleotides long. NCBI's taxonomy places the organism in Eukaryota, Metazoa, Mollusca, Cephalopoda, Sepiida, Sepiidae. The record is from the annotation of a GenBank genome assembly.
AUGUAUCCGCAUCGCAAGCAAGAGUAUACACACAUAUACGUAUCUAUCUAUCUAUCUAUCUAUCUAUCUAUCUAUCUGACUGUUAUAUUGUAUUAUCUAUCUAUCUAUCUAUCUAUCUAUCUAUCUAUCUAUCUAUCUAUCUAUCUAUCUAUCUAUCCCAGUCUGUUCAUUAUCUAUCUAUCUAUCUAUCUAUCUAUCUAUCUAUCUAUCUAUUAUCUAAUUUUUGACGCCAAUAUCUAUCUAUCUAUCUAUCUAUCUAUCUAUCUAUCUAUCUUUUUGAAAUUAUUGAUUCAUCUUUCUUAUAUUAUUACUUUUUCUUUCUUUUUGGAACUCAAAGUACUUAUUUCUUUCUUUCUUUCUUUCUUUCUUUCUUUCUUUCUUUCUUUCUUUUUUCUUUCUUUCUUUCUUUCUUUCUUUCUUAUAUUAUUGCUUCUUUCUUUCUUUCUUUUUUAUAUCAUUGCUUCUUUCUUUUAUUUUUGCUCUUCUCUUUCUUUCGCUCUUUCUUUCUUAUAUUAUUUCUUUCUUUCUUUCUUUCUUUUUCUUUCUUUUAACUUUGCUUCUUCCAUUUUUUAUUUUUUUAUAUUAAUGCUUCUUUCCUCUUUCCUUCCUUCUUUCUUUCUUUCUUCCUUUUUCUUUCUUUUAUUAUUGCUUCUUUCUUUUUUUCUUUUCUUAUAUCAUUGCUUCUUUCUUUUAUUUUUGCUUCUUCUACUCUUUCUUUCUUCCUUUCUUAUAUUAUUGCUUCUUUCCCCUCUUUCUUUCUUGAUUGCUUUUUCUACGUUCUUUCUUUCUUUCUUUCUUUCUUUCUUAUAUUAUUGCUUCUUUCUUUCUUUUUUUUUUCUUAUAUCAUUGCUUCUUUCUUUUAUUUUUGCUUCUUCUACUAUUUCUUUCGCUCUUUCUUUCUUAUAUUAUUUCUUUCCUUCUUUCUUUUUCUUUCUUUUAACUUUGCUUCUUCCAUUUUUUAUUUUUUUAUAUUAA